This is a messenger RNA of Anastrepha obliqua, 1834 nucleotides long. Its product is annotated as WW domain-binding protein 11. Lineage: Eukaryota; Metazoa; Arthropoda; Insecta; Diptera; Tephritidae. The coding region runs from base 93 to 1730 and encodes 545 amino acids. Gene Ontology annotation, biological process: mRNA cis splicing, via spliceosome. Gene Ontology annotation, cellular component: spliceosomal complex. The transcript is spliced from 6 exons. The record is from RefSeq and is a predicted model, not a curated record.
GACAGAAGGUAAUAGGAAUCCGGUAAAUAAAGAUUUGUUAAGCAUUUCGUUAAAUUUUACUUUUAGGAUUCAAACAUUCUAAAACCAUAAAAAUGGGUAGACGUUCUAUAAACACCACGAAAAGUGGGAAAUACAUGAAUCCGACAGAUCAAGCACGUAAGGAGGCUCGUAAAAAGGAACUGAAGAAAAAUAAACGACAAAGACAAAUGGUCCGCGCUGCUGUUCUCAAAAAUAAGGAUCCUGGUCAAAUAUUGGAAGAAAUGGAGAAAAUCGAUGAAAUGGAAUACAAUGUGCUACAACCAUCACCUUUAAAUGAAAAGGUUCUUCGGGAUAAAAGGAAGAAACUGAAAGAGACUUUUGACCGAGUGAUGCGUCUUUAUCAUAAUGAUGAACCCGAACACUGGGCAGAAUUAAAACGUAAGGAAGUGGAAUACGAGAAAAAACGCCUUAAAAAGCAACAAUAUUACGAAAGUGUGAAACAUGCACAAAGCGUACAAAUUGAUGAAAUUCCUUUGCCCUCAUCCACACAGGGACCGGCUACUACUGGUUCAACCAAUGCUAUAGCCUUCCAUGUAGCAAAUAGAUUACCUCCACCGCCAACGGCGUUAUCACUGCCCCCAUUCGCACCAGGUGCACCACCAAGCGCAAUAAAAAAACCCAGUGAAUCGAUUAUAAAAACAUCGGACAAAUCUAAUGACACUAAGAGGAAAGAGCUUUUGGGUGUUCCACCUGGACCUCCGCCCAAUCUCCUCGAAUUGAAAGAUUUAGACACUGAUAACGAAGAUGAUGAAGUUGUGAUCAAAGAAUAUAAUCCAAAAUUAAAAAGCGGCAAGUCAAAGUCAAUAAGUAAACCUAAUUCGUUGCAACAACGAAUGUUGGCAAUUUCUGGUCAAAAUAUUGAUGAAUUUAUGAAGGAAAUGGAAAACGUGCAUAAGAAGAAAGAAAAGGCGCGUGAGGCUGCUAUACGUGGAGAUGAAGUAUCUACUUCUGAUGAAGAAGCCAACCUCAAAAUAUCUCGCAAAUCUGAUGAUGAAGAUGGUACACCAGUAAGCAGCCGUAGUUCAGAAGAUUCAGAUAGCGGUGAUGGAAGUGAAGAUGCUAAUCGUUCUCCUAAAAGAAAACGAAAGGAAAUAAUUAGUCCACAACAUGAAUCUACUUCUGCCACAACUAUUCCUGGACCUGCGGCAGUGCCUGUUACUAUACCUUUGCCACCAGUGCCGCCUCAUGCAGGUCCACAUCUCGCCAUACCCGCUCCACCCAUGCCACCAGUAACUGGUUUGGCACCUUCUAUGAUUUUACGACCACCACCUUUACGCCCACCUGGAGCCUUACACGGCUUUGGUAUUCGAAUGCCACCAGGUCCACCACCAGGACCACGACCGCAUGGCAUGGGAGGCAUGCCACCAAGAAUGGGAAUACGAAUGCCACCCGGCCCACCACCUGGUAUGCCGCCUCGAAUGGCACAUCAUCAUAAACAACAACAAAUGCACAAAGACCAAAGUAAAGGUGUAACUACAAUAACGGCAAAGCCACAGAUUAGGAAUCUAAGUGCAGAUGUUACUCGCUUUGUUCCAUCCACGUUACGCGUAAAACGCGAGGAGACUCGAAAACCAGGUAGUCGAGCCAAGCUGGUUCAAGAACCAAGCAAUCAAACCGCAGAAGCUAAUAAAGCAGCCACAAAGGACGAUGCAUAUAUGCAAUUUAUGAAUGAAAUGCAAGGAUUACUUUAAUGCUCAGAUUAUGCAUUAUAACACUAUAACUUAUAUAUUAACCUAAAUUAAACAAAUAAUUUAUAGUCAAUAAAUAAUAAAGUCCCCUUGUAAAUGAAGAAUAA